UGGCCCUUUUUGAGAAUUGUGCUUGCCUUUGGCUAUAUCCCUUUGCCCCCCAUUUUCUUUCCCCAACUCUCUCCUCCGUAAACUCAACCACCACCACUCUCUUCCUUUGCAUCUCUUACAUUCUUAUAAAAUCUCUCUGGUUUUCUCUGUUUCUUUGAUCGUUGCCUUAUCUAGCUUCCUUUAGGCUUUAUGUGAUUUCUCUACAGUUUUUUUUUUCAUAUUUUCUUGUGACCCCAUGCAUGUACGUUGUCUACUUCAAAACCACACCAUUUCCGCUGUCUGUUCCAUUGCUUUUUCCCCCCAUGUCACCAAAGGCUUCUAAAUCCAACACAGAGGAAACCAGUUUUCUCAGCCAUAGCUGCUUCUGAGUUUCUUACUUCUUCCUCUCCUUGUUCUGUAUGUGACUCUGUUUUAAUUUGGUUCUGUUAUGGCAAUGAAGAUUCUGUUUGGUGUCUUCUUCCUCUGCCUUGGAAGUUGGAGCUAUGCACAAGAAGGUGGGGAAGCCCCAAUGGAGAAAACAGAGCUUGAUGCUCUGUACUCUGCAAUACAGGGGUUUGUGGGUAAUUGGUGGAAUGGCUCAGAUCUCUACCCAGAUCCUUGUGGAUGGACUCCAAUACAGGGGGUUUCCUGUGAUAUCUUUGAUGGGCUCUGGUAUGUUACUGCUCUAAACCUUGGACCAACUCACGAAAACUCCCUUGCUUGUGCUCCAAAUGCUGAGUUCAGACAGCAAUUGUUUGAACUCAAACGCCUUAAAACGCUGUCCUUCUUCAACUGCUUUGUCUCGAACAGAAGGAGCUCUGUUUCGCUUCCAACCGGAGAAUGGCCAAAACUUGCCGGAAGUUUGGAAUCUCUGGAAUUCAGAUCAAACAACGGUCUAACUGGGAACAUUCCGGCCAGCUUGGGGAAUCUAACGAAGCUGCAAUCUUUGGUUCUAUUACAGAACGGAUUGGUGGGUGAAAUCCCAGAAAAUUUUGGCAAUUUGAUCAAAUUGAAGCGGCUGGUUCUUGCCGGAAACUCUCUCACUGGUCCAAUUGCUCAAAGUCUUGGCAUGCUGAGCGAGUUACUGAUUCUGGAUUUGAGUAGGAAUUUGCUGACGGGUCCUCUGCCGACGAGUUUGGGAAAUUUGACUUCCCUCCUGAAACUUGAUCUGAGUGAUAACAAAUUGGGUGGAAACUUGCCGAGUGAGAUCGGCGAUAUGCGAAAUUUAACUCUUCUGGAUCUCAGCAACAACAGUUUUUCCGGCGGAUUGGGACAAUCGUUCGAGAAUAUGAAUUCACUGGAAGAGAUUAUCUUAUCCAACAACCCAAUUGGAGGAGAACUCAAGAGCAUAAACUGGAAAAGCAUAAGAAAUUUGGUGAUUUUGGAUCUUUCCGACAUGGGUUUGACAGGGGAAAUCCCCGAUUCACUGUCCGAAUUGAAAAAACUAAGGUUUCUGGGUCUCGACCGCAACAAUCUUACCGGAAACCCCUCGCCAAAACUUGCAACUCUGCCAUUUGUUAGCACAAUUUACCUAUUUGGGAACAAUUUGUAUGGAGACCUUAAAUUUCCCGAAAGGUUUUAUGGGAAAAUGAGGAGGCGAUUUGGAGCCUGGGACAACCCAAAUCUGUGUUACCCCAUUGGAACGGUAGCAGCAAACAAUGCUCCUUAUGGAGUGAACCCAUGUAAGCAAGAAGAAGAAGAAGAAGAAGAAGUGAAAUUGAUGAAACUGAAACCCAACUCGAAGGCAAGUUUGGAGGAGGCGAAUUUGGUUGCCUCAGAUGGUAAUUCCAGGUUUGAAAUUGAAGGGUUUUGGUGGGAAUUGAUGGGGAGGACAUUAACAUUAACAUUAACAUUAACAAUGGUUUUAGUAAUUAAUGGGUUGUUAUAAAAGAAACAGAGUUACACUCUACACUCUACAGAGGUUUCUUCUAACAAGUCUUUAGUCUGAGGGGUGGAAUCAUUUCCAUUUGGUCUGCAGCUGACGUCCUAACAAAAAGAGUUUAAAUGGUUUGUGCAAGUGUAAUGGAUUUACUUAUUAGUUAUUUCAACGACUCAGUUGGGUUGUCUUCUGUGUAAAUACUAGCUUUCUACUGCCAA
Messenger RNA from Momordica charantia (bitter melon), 2076 nucleotides. RefSeq names its product RNI-like superfamily protein. Gene Ontology annotation, molecular function: protein binding. NCBI's taxonomy places the organism in Eukaryota, Viridiplantae, Streptophyta, Magnoliopsida, Cucurbitales, Cucurbitaceae. The record is from RefSeq and is a predicted model, not a curated record.